AUGGGGUUCAACCUCUUUCACAUCCUCGGCGACGUCUCGCAUACGUCAUCGAAGCUGAUACUGAUAUGGGCGAUACACUCCAACAGCAGUGCUGAGGGUGUAUCCCUCAUCACCCAGGUCCUCUACGCGCUCGUCUUCGGCACGCGAUAUCUCGAUAUCUUCAGCUCUUCCAUCACCAAAGAUGGGUGGCAUACGUGGAACUUCUCACUGAAGAUAUUCUACACGCUAUCAUCGCUAUACAUCAUCUUCUUGAUGACAAGUGUAUACGCGCGGACAAGGGAGCGAGAGAAGGCAUGGAAGUUUGGCAUGUACUGUCUGUUAGGCAGCAUCGUCAUCACCCCAUUCUGGUACCUUAUGUUUAGGGAUCACGUUCUCGGGCACAGCACCUUUAUGAAGAUUCUCUGGGUCUUUUCCGAAAUCCUCGAAUCUGUCUGCGUAAUCCCGCAACUGCUCCUCCUCCGCCAGACCACCGUACCCACCGUCAUCGACUCCUACUACCUAGUCACACUAGGUACAUACCGCGCCCUAUAUGUUCUCAACUGGAUCAUGCGUGGCGUCAAGGAAGACGACUAUCUCGACCCUACAUCGUGGGUCUGGGGCUCCAUACAGACGGCACUCAUGAUCGACUUCGCAUGGGUAUACUACACGCGUCAGCGCGUGAAGCUCCGACACGGCGGCGUGGUAGACUCGGAUGAUCUCGGUCGUGGAUGGAUCGUGAGUCGAUUCGUGGGCCGGAAGAGCAUGGACUUCGACUACGACGAGGAAACCGCUGGACAGCGCAACGAUACCACACAACCGAAGAACAAGUGGGGUCGGAGGGGCAUCUCCGUCUCUGCCGAUGAAGGGGUAGAAGGUGCGCCGAAGAGAAGCAGUCCAGAGGGAAGGAACGUCGAUCCGGAGAGUCAGCCACUAGCCGAUCCAGCUGCAUUCGAGGACGAGAGCGACGACGAUGCGCCACCGCCUGGUGCUACUUCAGUGGCCGAACAGAGUGGCGUCAGGAGGGAUGAAUGGGACGACGAUUUGGAUGAUGACGCUAGUGAGCAUGACGCCACGUCCAAGGCGGUCAAAUGA
Alternaria arbusti is the source of this 1071-nucleotide messenger RNA. RefSeq lists its product as uncharacterized. Gene Ontology annotation, molecular function: ER lumen protein retrieval receptor activity. Gene Ontology annotation, cellular component: membrane; cis-Golgi network; endoplasmic reticulum. The transcript has 4 exons. The coding region runs from base 1 to 1071 and encodes 356 amino acids. NCBI's taxonomy places the organism in Eukaryota, Fungi, Ascomycota, Dothideomycetes, Pleosporales, Pleosporaceae. The record is from RefSeq and is a predicted model, not a curated record. Gene Ontology annotation, biological process: protein retention in ER lumen; endoplasmic reticulum to Golgi vesicle-mediated transport.